Molecule: messenger RNA, 1412 nt
Organism: Eublepharis macularius
Lineage: Eukaryota; Metazoa; Chordata; Lepidosauria; Squamata; Eublepharidae
Gene: BARX1
Product: BARX homeobox 1
Exons: 4
Coding region: 271-1017 (248 amino acids)
Biological process (GO): regulation of transcription by RNA polymerase II
Cellular component (GO): nucleus
Molecular function (GO): RNA polymerase II transcription regulatory region sequence-specific DNA binding; DNA-binding transcription factor activity, RNA polymerase II-specific
Source: RefSeq, a predicted model, not a curated record
CUUCGAGCACCCGGGGCUGCAAACGGCGCCGCCUGGCCUCACUACGGAGGGAGACCUUCAGCGGCGGUGGGCAAGCGCGGCGCUGGGACCGAUCCCACCCGCGCCGAGGGAUCCGCGGAGAAAUCGGCGCCCCGAGGCGACGAGGAUGGCCCCAGCCUGGCCGAGGCCUCUUCCCGCCCCGGCCGAAGCGCCAGGCGAGGGACUGCUCUGAGGCUCGCCUGUCGGGCUGGGCUGGGCUGGGCUGGGGGCUCCCUGCGGCUGCCGGCCAGGAUGCAGCACGCCCUGGAGCUGGGCGCCCCGGCCCACUAUUUCCCCGCCGACGCCUUCGUCGACCACCGAUCGCAUCGCUAUCGGAGCUUUAUGAUCGAGGAGAUCCUGACUGAUCACCCGGACGCCAAAGGCUCGGCGCCGGCCGGGGAGCUGCUGAAGUUCGGCGUGAAGGCGCUCCUCUCGGCUCGGCCCUACCACAACCCUCUGGCGGUGCUGAAGGCGGAGCAAGCGGCCGUGUUCAAGUUCCCGCUGGCGCCGCUGGGCUGCUCCGGCCUGAGCUCGGCGCUACUGGCCGCUGGCUCCGGGCUCCAAGGCGCCUCUGGGCCCCCUCACCUGCCCCUGGAGCUGCACCUCCGCGGUAAGCUGGAGCAGGGAGUCCCCGAGGCAGGCGGCAAAGCCAAGAAAGGCCGUCGGAGCCGCACCGUCUUCACCGAGCUGCAACUGAUGGGGCUGGAGAAACGCUUCGAGAAGCAGAAAUACCUCUCAACGCCGGACAGAAUAGACUUGGCGGAGUCCCUGGGACUGAGUCAACUACAGGUGAAAACCUGGUACCAAAAUAGGCGAAUGAAGUGGAAGAAAAUAGUCCUGCAAGGCGGCGGACUGGAGUCUCCCACGAAGCCCAAAGGGCGCCCGAAGAAAAACUCGAUCCCCACUAGCGAGCAGCUGACGGAGCAAGAGCGAGCGAAGGAAGCGGACAAACAAGGGGAAAGCCUCGGAUCCCCCAGCCGCGGCAGCCAGGAGGAAUAGCGGAGCCCCGGGCUUGAGGGGUGCUCUCCGACAAUGAGGCUGGCGGUCUUCCGCGGGCGGCGAUCCCAGGCGCCUUUUCUGACGCCGGAGGCCGGACUCGGAAGGAGCGCAGCAGGAGCCUCCCGCUCUCGGCCUGGCGCGCCUCGCCAACCGACUAGCCCUCGCUGAGGCACCCUUUGAUUCCGCCACGUGGAUUGCCUUCUGCAAAGAGGAGGAGGCGAAGCACGGCAGGCCCGGCCAGGCAUUUUCUUUCUAAGAUGCUGCCCAGCGGAAAGAAGACGAUGGGAGACCAAAUGGUUAGUGGACUCUUCCCAGUUGAUUCCGUUGUAUUUACGAGGUGCUUGGCCGAUCUCUUCCCCGCUCCCUUUGUACAUACGUAAGGAAAACGACGCCCG